GGAAUGCUCGCUCUGCUGUCUCUCUGCGUGGGAGCGCUGCUCUCCUGUCGGGCGUCUCCGGACUGCACGCGCCCUCCCUGCAGGGACAACCUGGUGGCGGCGGUCGGCCCGCCCGGCGGCGCCUGCGAGGGUCAGCCGGCGUGCAGGAGGGGUGUCUUCUUGGAGCACAGGCCGGACUUCGGCCAGAUUCAGCCUCAGGGCGGUGGUGUGAAGGAGCGUCUGGUUCAGCUGCAGCGCUGCAUGCUUUCUCUCCAGGAAUCGGGGGGAGUCUGGAUGGGCCAGGACAGCAACUCACUGGGGGCCAUCCUGGCACUAAUGGCGGCUGUGCUGACAGAGUGUGACCUCCGCUGUCACAGCCAGGCCCUGGGGGCCAUGGCGAAGCGACUGGGAAGUGCAGCUGUGGGAAGAGAAGGGGAGAAAGACCUGCUUCUUUUCCUCAGGAGCAUUACGCAUCAUCCUCCUACAGUCGCACCAUUGGAAAGGUUGCAUCCUCAGGACUGUGCAGAGAUUUACAGACUGGGGAUCAAAGAGAAUGGUAUCUACACCAUCCAGCCUGACCUGCACAGACCAGCAGUGGAGGCUAAAUGUGACAUGGUGACGACGGGAGGCGGGUGGACAGUGAUCCAGAACCGCCAGGACGGCUCAGUGGACUUCAACAGGACGUGGCAGGAAUACCGGGAGGGCUUCGGGAAUCUGCAGGGAGAGCACUGGCUGGGCAACGCCGCACUGCACACGCUCACCUCCGCCGGCCAGCACCAGCUCCGUGUGGAGUUGGAGGACUGGCACCAGCAGAGGCGUCACGCCACCUACAACAACUUCAAAGUAGCCGCAGAGGCACAGAGGUACCGCUUGACAGCUCGUGAGUACUCCGGUGAUGCAGGCAACGCACUGAGCUACAGCAAACGUUACAACCACGACGGCAGAUCCUUCAGCACCACAGACCGAGAUCACGACCGCUACGCUGCUGGAAACUGCGGUCAGUACUACGGUGCCGGCUGGUGGUUUGACGCCUGCCUGGCCGCCAACCUGAACGGGCGCUACUACCGGGGGCGCUACAGCGGGGUGACCAACGGUAUCUACUGGGGGACGUGGUACAUUCUGACCGACGGGCGAACCAGUGAGCGGUACUCCUUCAAGAGAGUCGAGAUGAAGAUAAGACCACGAAGUUUUGCCAGCGCCUCUUGAAGAUGGAGGGCGGGGGGAAAGGCGGCACAGUAACGGAAGGUGCAGAUGAGAAGUUAAACAUUUUCUACGGUUAUAAGUAAUCCUCAACUCAGCUAAACUCAACACACAGAUGA
Messenger RNA from Dunckerocampus dactyliophorus (ringed pipefish), 1298 nucleotides. Its product is annotated as fibroleukin. The transcript has 6 exons. The coding region runs from base 4 to 1185 and encodes 393 amino acids. Lineage: Eukaryota; Metazoa; Chordata; Actinopteri; Syngnathiformes; Syngnathidae. The record is from RefSeq and is a predicted model, not a curated record.